AUGUCCAAAGAGAGACGCUUGUGCACUCAAAAGCGGCGUCGACGGGACAGCGACCACGCAACCGCCCAGCUCGUCUUGGAAUCGCUAAUCCAGGAGCUGCCAGCCUGUCGAGGUCACGUCACGCAUAUGGACUACGAGCGGCAAACACUGGCUCUGCCCACGACGGAGCUUUUCCUCUUCUCCCUCGAGCCAAUCUUUGCUGGCGUCCGUGAUCCGCGCGAGAAGCUCGAGCUGCUCGACACGGCGCACGGCGAGAAACAGCAACAAAGUCAUUGUCAGCCCAUCCCACUGCAAUUCGCACGUCUCCGUGCCCGCAGGUCGUCAUGGGGCAUGGCCCUCUGCACGCGUCGAAGGGACCCGUCAGACGUCGCGGGAAUUCUCCGUGCAUAA
Molecule: messenger RNA, 390 nt
Organism: Ustilaginoidea virens
Lineage: Eukaryota; Fungi; Ascomycota; Sordariomycetes; Hypocreales; Clavicipitaceae
Exons: 2
Coding region: 1-390 (129 amino acids)
Source: RefSeq, a predicted model, not a curated record